Condylostylus longicornis is the source of this 1471-nucleotide messenger RNA. RefSeq lists its product as uncharacterized. Lineage: Eukaryota; Metazoa; Arthropoda; Insecta; Diptera; Dolichopodidae. Gene Ontology annotation, molecular function: DNA binding. The coding region runs from base 177 to 1412 and encodes 411 amino acids. The record is from RefSeq and is a predicted model, not a curated record. The transcript has 4 exons.
UUGUACUGUGGAACCACGUAUCAACAAUUCAUAUAACAGAACAUUAGAUAGUGAUACCUCACCUAUCAUUUGAAACAAAAGAGCUAUUCGGUUUUUUCAUCGCCCUGUAAAAUUUGGUUUUUGUGGGUUACGAGGUAUUACUGUUGCAACAGCGAUAUAGGGAAAAGUUAAGCAGAAUGGCGCAUGCUUGUUGUCGAAUCUUCAUAAAUGAAGCAAAUGAAGUGUUAAUGUCAAAAGUAACCCUGCAUUUAAAGUUGAACAUUUUAUCGUUGAUGGCAAAAAAAUAUUGUGAUUAUCAAGACUGUAGAAAUGUUCGCUACACUUAUGGUAGUAUUACAUUUUUCACUUUACCCAAUGAUGAAAGAAGAAGUGUGUGGAUUGAGAAUUCUGGAAAUGCUGCACUAAAGUUUCUUCCUAACAAAUCAGUUCGAUUUAUUUGCGAAGAACAUUUUGAAAACAAAUUUUUAAUGCGCCAAUUUUCACGCACCACUUUAAGUAAAAACGCUGUUCCAAUUAGAUACAGAACAACUUAUGAAGAACAUACGAAAUCUGAUUAUUUUAAAACUGGUUUACAUAAAUUAAAAAGACACGAAAAACAAGCAUGCAAUAAAUUUAAUACAUCAAAUUAUCAUGAAUCAUUUCAAGCAAGCAAUCAGGAAUCAUUUCAAUUGAAUGAUCAGGAACCAUUUCAAUCAAAUGCUUUCGAGAUUCAAACUUUAAAUUCGACUUCAGCUUCAAAUUUCAAAAACACUGCGGAUGAUUUUGUAAAUUAUAAUAUAGAUUAUUUUAACGAAAAUAGUAGUGAGUCUUUCAUUAACUUAGAAAGAACAAAUUCUGAAACAAGUCUUAAUGGAGAUUUGUAUUCUGCAGUAUUCACUGAGAGAAACUUAAAUGGUGUCAAAAUAUGUGAAGGUAUUUCUUCAAAAGACUUUAUAUAUACAAAAAAGAAGAGAGAGAUUUAUUCAAGUGAUUCAUUCCCUUUAAAUAUAAAAACUAUUGAACCAUCUGUUACAAAAAUCAAAUUAAUUCCAGCUUAUGAAAAUCUAAAACAUCUUUCCGUCAUCAAAAUAUUGCCGCUUUCUGCGAACGGUUUCUUAAAUUCUAUAAGAAAUAUCAAAAGGAAAACAAAAUCCAAAAUUCAUAUCAAAGAUAAGAACAAUUGUAACGAUAGUUGUAAAAACGGAAAUAAUUUACCAAUUUUGAAAAAUUGUAAGAAAAUAGAUACAGUCAAUGACCAGCAAAGUACUAUUUCGCAUAUGAAAGAAAAGUAUGAAGAAGACAAAUAUUUCGCUUUGUCGCUGGUGGGGAGUUUUCAAAGGUUACCAUUGCAAAAAAGAAUGGUGGCAAAAGUUAAAAUUUUGCAAUAUUUAAUGAAUUUAGAAUUCAAUGAUGAUGAUUCUAUAAACAUAUAAUAAUGUCAAAUAAAAAUUAUCAGUAUCUUACAAUAAAUUUUGAAAGUAAAUUUACUAUA